CUUUGGAAAGCUCUAUUCAUGCCUACUAGGCACUUAGAAAAUAUUGGGGUCAUGCCGCAUAUUGGCCGCAGGCGUGUUCGGCCAUUACCAGAUAAGCUUUCUAGGUAUUUCUGUUACAUCGGCAUUCUAGCAAUUUGGAUAUUGCUCCACUUUGUCUCGUGUUACGGAGCUAAUUCAACAGUUGUGUACUCAGCUGGCGAGCUCCUUGCAGCGCUGCGGGAUCCCUUAAUUACACAAAUUGCCAUAGGCGGAGGUAUCGUCUACUUCGACUCAUCUUUGUCUGCUAGCAAUGGCAUUGUCAUAGGGCCGAACCGCCAUGUGGAGCUUGUAGGGAAUGUCAGGCCAGCCCAAGCAACAAACGGCAGCAGCUCCAGAUCAGUCCUUGCAUACGCAAGUGGCAUCGACUUUGGAACAGCUUCAGGAUUGUUUCGGCUUGCUGACAACACCACCCUCGAGUUCCGCGACCUUGUCUUGUGGCACAGUCUUUCACAACUGGGCUACGACACUCAGGUCAUCACCCUGCAGCAACCUAGUGCAAGGUGAGACUAGGAUCGCAAGACUGGGAUCCCGUAUCCCGGGCUGGAGCUAAGCGACAAAAGAGGGCGUGUGUACGGUGUUCACAGCGUUUAAACACGCCAGGGCAACCUUGCAAUUCACCCGUACGAUCAAAGUACGGGACGCUUGCCUUCCCUUGCAAAUCUUCGUACAGCACGUGAUGUCGUACACUCGGCUGCCGGACAGUCCCGGUCAGCAGGCGGCUUCCGUACAGCCCUUCUGCUACAAGCUGCCGUCCGGCUCGGCCUUGCCGCCAACCCUGGCAAACGUGACCACGACCUCCGAUAACGUCACUUGCUUCCCGGAAGUGCUGGCAAUCGAUGACCUGGCUACCACCAUCACGCGAUCCAACAGCUUGUCGUACAAUCUGUACGAGCAGAACAGCACGUACUGGUGCCGGGCGUACGUAAGCAUGUCAUGCCUCAGCGCGAGCGGCCCGGAGCAAUGCGUCAAGGACCUCCUUGCAACCAUGAACAACAGCACAAACAGCAGCAGCAGCAGUAAUACUAGCCCGUCGCCAUCCACGAGCGGAAGUAGUAGUACUAGCGGCACAGGAGACGGAGGAAACCGCUACACCAACAUCCUGCUGCCGGCGGUGCUUACCGGUGUCAUGACCCUGUGCUUCCUGGCAGCCACCGUGUGGUGUAUCCACCGGCGGGGUCGCAUCCGCCGGGGCAGCUCCCUGGCAGCCAUGGGAGGGGGCGUUGGUGCGGACGUGGAGGGACAUGUAGCAGCCGCAGGAGGAGC
Molecule: messenger RNA, 1302 nt
Organism: Astrephomene gubernaculifera
Lineage: Eukaryota; Viridiplantae; Chlorophyta; Chlorophyceae; Chlamydomonadales; Astrephomenaceae
Source: the annotation of a GenBank genome assembly